AUGUUUAGUUUCAUCCUCUCAUCUUUUCCAUCAACACAUUGAAUUAAAAACCCCUCUCAUAAAUAAAAGAGUGGGAAAAAAUGGAAAGAGCAAUUCCCACCAACCUGAAUCCAAAGUCAUCACCCACCUUUAAAGAUAGAAGUGUAUCUUUUUCUUCUCCUCAUCAUCUCACACCUGAUCAACCAAACAAAUCUGAACCACCCCAUGCUAUGAUGAUGAGGCCUAAUGAUGGACUUAGAACUCUAGACCAUGAUCCUAUUACUUCUGAGCUUAGCACUUUUGGUGCACACAGGUACUUCAACCAAGGGACCAACAAUAAUAAUGACAACACCAUCCAAAAAGCGACCAUCAAUAGCAACAGCAGAGUCUCCCCCCUGCUCAACAUGGACACAGAACACAAACACAAUAAUCAAGUUCAAGAGCAAGGUGACAUCACAAAGUCCACAAGGUCAUUCUCCUAUUCUGCUUCAUCAUCAGUUGGUGGUAAGAAUGGUAACCACAACAUGAUCAACAACAACAACAACUACAAAGCUCAUUCAUUUCAUGUUGCAACUCCAACACCACCACCACCUUCUUCUUCUUCUUCCAAAUCCACUUUAAGCAACAAAGCUGGUUUGUUAUUUCAACACCCUGAAAGAAGUAAAAUAUCAGUUAAAGCUCCUCAAACCUCCUCCAAUCUCACAGAGAAACUCAAAACUUCCUUGUCAAAACCCAUUUGGCUUUUAAGAAGAAAAUGCCCUUGCAAUGAUAAAAAGUCAGUGCAAGUCAAAGGAAACACAAACACAAAUACAAACAAAAACAAAACCAAAAACUCCCCAAAAGCCAAAACUCCACCCCCACAACCUAAAACCCUUUCACACAACCAAAUCCACAAAGAUUCCUUGAAUUACAAGGCACCACCACCACCAUCAUCAUCAUCCAACAAGGAAGUGAAGGCUCAAAGGUUGUUCCAAUUCCAACCUUCCAUGAAUCAACUUAGAAAACCCUCAAGAGAAGGCUUCAAUUUCCCUUUGUUCUUGGCAACAAACAACUCCACCAACCCCACAAAAUCCCAUCAUCAUCAUCAUCAUCAAGUUCUUCUCAACGUGGUUAAUGAAGAGGACACAAUCCCACGUGAGUCCUUGCACGUGUUCCAACCUCCAAGCCCCCCCAAGUCACGUGCCAUGGAUGAUGAUGCAGCUAGUGAUGCAAGUUCUGAUCUUUUUGAGAUUGAAAGUUUCUCCACUCAAACUACUACUACACUUCCAUACCCCAUUAUUACACCCUCCAUUACCCAGUGCCAUGAAUCCACCGACCACGAGUUCUUCUUCGCCACUGACGCCGGCGGCAGCCUGUGGCGGCGGCGGCUGAGGGAUACGGAGGUGCUGCCACCACUUUGAGGUUAAACAUCAAGUCAACUUAUACAGAACUUACUAGGCUGAAGAGCUUCUUCUUCUUAUGAAAACCUUUUAUGUUUCAAUUCUAUUAUAAUAAGUGUGAAUGUUAAUUUUUCUUCUUUUUGAGCUUGCUAAAGUAAAUUCUUUUUAUUCUGUUUUAAUAAAUUUUGGAGUCAAAUUUGUGGAUAAAUUAUCACUGAAUGAAAGCUUGUUAAAAGUGUUUGAUA
This is a messenger RNA of Glycine soja, 1603 nucleotides long. RefSeq names its product protein PHYTOCHROME KINASE SUBSTRATE 4-like. The transcript has a single exon. The record is from RefSeq and is a predicted model, not a curated record. Bases 81 to 1379 code for a protein of 432 amino acids. Lineage: Eukaryota; Viridiplantae; Streptophyta; Magnoliopsida; Fabales; Fabaceae. Gene Ontology annotation, biological process: phototropism.